This is a messenger RNA of Calliphora vicina (urban bluebottle blowfly), 1124 nucleotides long. It is a transcript of the gene DIP-iota, whose product is annotated as Dpr-interacting protein iota. The record is from RefSeq and is a predicted model, not a curated record. NCBI's taxonomy places the organism in Eukaryota, Metazoa, Arthropoda, Insecta, Diptera, Calliphoridae. Gene Ontology annotation, cellular component: neuron projection. The transcript is spliced from 6 exons. The coding region runs from base 1 to 1104 and encodes 367 amino acids.
AUGCUGGAGUUUGCCCAUAUCUGUCGCCAAAUUGCUGAUAUUUUUAGUCUCAUAACUAUAACAACUGAUCCAAAAUUUAGUGGCCCCAUAAAUAAUGUAACAGUUCCGGUUGGACGUGAUGGAACAUUAACCUGUGUAGUGCAUGAUUUAUUGGCAUUUAAGGUAGCCUGGUUACGGGUCGACACCCAAACCAUACUCAGUAUACAGAAUCAUGUUAUAACCAAAAAUCAUCGUAUUAGUAUCAGUCACACAGAACAUCGUAUUUGGCAGCUGCGUAUACGUGACGUUCAAGAGUCAGACCGGGGCUGGUAUAUGUGUCAAAUAAAUACCGAUCCUAUGAAAUCUCAGGUAGGUUAUUUGGAUGUUGUGGUGCCGCCCGAUAUAAUAGACUAUCAGACCAGCAAUGAUAUGGUGGUGGAGACAGGACAAAAUAUAAGCCUAACCUGUACAGCUACGGGACUGCCAGCACCCAUUAUAACAUGGCGCCGAGAAAAGGAUUUACCUUUGUAUACAGAAAAUGGCCGUCAUAUCUAUAGCACAGAGGGUCCCAAUUUAACAUUAUAUCAAGUGACACGAGAAACAAUGGGUGCUUAUCUGUGUAUAGCAUCUAAUGGUGUGCCGCCUACCGUUAGUAAAAGAAUAUCUUUGAUAGUUAAUUUUUCCCCUGUUAUUUGGACCCGUUAUGACACCAUUUAUGUGGGCUUUGGUCAAAAAGUUAUUUUAGAGUGCAUUUCUGAAUCACAUCCUACUUCCGUUAACUAUUGGCUCAAGGAUAAGGAAUUUUUACAAGGCGGUUCCUAUGAAACAGUUUUACAAAAUAAUAUUUAUAAAAUUGUUAUGCGCUUGGCUAUACGUCCAACAAAAUCUAACGAUUUUGGUGAAUAUAAAUGUGUGGCCAAAAAUAUGUUGGGGGAAAUGGAACAGAGAAUAACACUGCAUCACAAGGCCAAAAAGAAUCAACAGCAUGCAUAUCAAACCAAUAGCAAAGACAAUCAAUUUAUAAUCAUAGAAGAAUUUAUAACCGGCCACAAGGAAACUCUUCAACCUAAUUUAUGGUAUUUAAUAUUAAUAAUAUUACAAAUAAUCUUUGCAAUAAAAUUUUAAAUUUUACAAACAGAAAAAAA